AUGCGUGCGCCCAUUGUGAAUGAUGACGGAGAACGACCGGACAGAACAUAUGAAGUUGUAGACAGAUUAUGUGGGAUGGAUCAAUCUACCCGAGAGCACAUGAUAGACAGGAUUAUUGAUAUGACGGAUCCAUCUCAGAGCACAGUUCGAGGCCCAUCUUAUAACACGGCUCAUAGAGGUCGACCUACUGGUAGAGAGGAGCAAAGUGGACGACGCAUUCCUUCCUUUACAGAAAUAUCGACUUCAUCAUCUAGGAUCGAAUCUGGGAGACGUGGGAGGGGCGAGGGAGUUCGCAAAACUCAAGCGAACCGUGAUGAAUUUUCAGUUCCAUCCAUCCGUAUCGACUACAUUCAGCAUUUACCUCGAGCUUAUCAGCAUUACAUUUCUCACAUUAAUGACGUCCGAGGUGACGGUCAUUGUGGAUUUAGGGCGAUAGCCGCUCACAUAGGGUAUGGUGAAGAUCGUUGGGCUCAAGUUCGAAGAGAUCUCAUUAAUGAGAUUGAACAAAAUAUGGAUCUAUAUAAUGCGCUAUAUCCAGAAAUAGGUUGGGCAGACUACCUAAUACGGUCUUUAAAUUACUUUGAAGAUUCGGCACCAAAUGAGUAUUGGAUGGAUGCUAUGAGUAUGGGAGUUGUCAUCGCUUCGGCGUACAACCUUGUUCUGCAUACAUUUGAUGCGCUUCCUUCAGGUUGUUUUACUCACUUCCCAUUGAGAUCCCCUCCAGUUCCAGCCCAAGAGCGCAUUGAAAUAGCUAUUGCCCGUGUUGGGAACAAUCAUUUUGUGCAACUUUUCUUGCAGCCUCAUUACCCUGUACCACCCUAUCCAAUAUGGUGGUGGAACAAUUCAUCAGACGAAGCUAAAAGAUGGGCUGCUCGUUAUGCAACACGAAUUAGUUUGUGGGAAGAAAUAAUGGAGACAAGACCAAGAGGGACAGGAGCAGAAUUUGGUGGAAACAUUGAUUAG
Messenger RNA from Rhododendron vialii, 963 nucleotides. RefSeq lists its product as uncharacterized. The record is from RefSeq and is a predicted model, not a curated record. Lineage: Eukaryota; Viridiplantae; Streptophyta; Magnoliopsida; Ericales; Ericaceae. The coding region runs from base 1 to 963 and encodes 320 amino acids. The transcript has a single exon.